CCAGCAGCCUCACUGCGCGGAGGAGAAGCUUUUCUUCUUCCAGCAGACCUCCCUGCACACACCGGAUACUCCAGCCAAAUAAGCCCGCACCGCGACGGCCGAGAGCGGCGAGAGAAGGCCUCCUUCCUACGUCGUGCUUCCGUCCCCAAACCCGCCUCUGACACUCGGUUGUGAUCGCGUCCGGUUCGUUUGACGGUUUUUUUUUGUUUUGCGGAACAGACUUGCGUGGCGCUCUCGGAGUCCUCCUGUCGCCGACAUGGUAGACUAUCACGCCGCCAACAACCAGUACUCGUCCGGCGGGGCGCAGACCUACAUGGAGCAAGAGAACGACUGGGAUCGGGACCUGCUGCUGGAUCCGGCCUGGGAGAAACAGCAGAGGAAGACCUUCACGGCGUGGUGCAACUCCCACUUGAGGAAGGCCGGCACGCAGAUUGAAAACAUCGAGGAGGACUUCAGGGACGGACUCAAACUUAUGCUGCUUCUGGAGGUCAUCUCAGGUGAACGGUUACCCAAGCCGGAGCGAGGCAAGAUGAGGGUCCACAAGAUCAACAACGUCAACAAAGCUCUGGACUUCAUCGCCAGCAAGGGAGUCAAACUGGUCUCUAUUGGUGCAGAGGAAAUUGUGGAUGGAAAUGCCAAGAUGACCCUGGGAAUGAUCUGGACCAUCAUCCUCCGCUUUGCCAUCCAGGACAUCUCUGUUGAAGAGACGUCUGCUAAGGAGGGUCUUCUGUUGUGGUGCCAGAGGAAGACCGCUCCCUACAAGAAUGUAAAUGUGCAGAACUUCCACAUUAGCUGGAAGGACGGUCUCGCCUUCAACGCCCUGAUCCACAGACACAGACCGGAACUCAUCGACUACGACAAGCUCAGAAAGGACGAUCCUGUGACCAAUCUGAACAAUGCCUUCGAGGUGGCUGAGAAGUACCUGGACAUCCCCAAAAUGUUGGACGCAGAAGACAUCGUGGGCACGCUGAGGCCCGACGAGAAGGCCAUUAUGACCUAUGUCUCCUGCUUCUAUCACGCCUUCUCUGGCGCUCAGAAGGCCGAGACCGCCGCCAAUCGUAUCUGCAAAGUGCUGGCCGUCAAUCAGGAGAACGAGCACCUGAUGCAGGACUACGAGACACUGGCCAGCGCGCUUCUGGAGUGGAUCCGUCGCACCAUCCCCUGGCUGGAGAACAGAAACCCAGAGAAGACCAUGUCUGAGAUGCAGCAGAAGCUGGAGGACUUCAGAGACUACCGCCGUGUCCACAAGCCACCCAAGGUCCAGGAGAAAUGUCAGCUGGAGAUCAACUUCAACACGCUGCAGACGAAACUGAGACUUGGCGGCAGACCCGCCUUCAUGCCGUCAGAGGGACACAUGGUGGCUGACAUCAACAGAGCGUGGCACACCCUAGAGGGGGCGGAGAAAGGCUACGAGGAGUGGCUCCUCAACGAGAUCAGACGCUUGGAGAGACUGGAUCAUUUGGCAGAGAAGUUCCGGCAGAAGGCCUCCAUCCACGAAUCUUGGACCGAUGGAAAGGAGGCCAUGCUGACUCAAAAGGACUACGAGACCGCCACGCUGUCGGAGGUCAAGGCGUUGCUGCGGAAACACCAGGCCUUUGAGAGCGACCUGGCAGCACAUCAGGACAGGAUGGAACAGAUUGCCGCCAUCGCGCAGGAGCUCAAUGAGCUGGACUACUACGACUCUCCCAGCGUCAACGCUCGCUGUCAGAAAAUCUGCGAUCAGUGGGACUGUCUGGGAGCGCUCACCCAAAGCCGCAGGGAGUCACUGCAGAAAACUGAGAAGGUGCUGGAGUCCAUAGAUGAGCUCUACCUUGAGUACGCCAAGAGGGCGGCGCCCUUCAACAACUGGAUGGAGAGCGCCAUGGAGGACCUGCAGGACAUGUUCAUCGUCCACAACAUCGAGGAGAUCCAGAGUCUGAUCCACGCUCACGAACAGUUCAAGUCCACCCUGCCGGACGCCAACAGGGAGCGCGAGGCCAUCCAGGCCUUCCACGCCGAAGUGCAGAAGAUCGCCCAGCACAACGGCAUCAAGCUGAGCGGGAUCAACCCGUACACCACCAUCACGCCGCAGAGCAUUGACAGCAAGUGGGAGCAGGCACAGAAGUUGGUGCCGCAGCGUGACAAGGCCCUGCAGGAGGAGCUUCGCAAGCAGCAGUCCCACGACAACCUGAGACGCAACUUUGCUGAACAAGCGAACGUGGUCGGCCCCUGGAUACAAAACAAGAUGGAGGAAAUUGGCACGAUAUCUAUCGAGAUGAUCGGCACCCUGGAGGACCAGCUGACCAACCUGAAGGAGUACGAGCGCAGCAUCGUGGACUACAAGCCCAACAUCGAGCAGCUUGAGGGCGUCCACCAGCACAUCCAGGAGGCCCUCAUCUUUGACAACGUAUACACGGCCUACUCCAUGGAGCACAUCCGUGUGGGCUGGGAGCAGCUGCUCACCACCAUCGCCAGGACCAUCAAUGAGAUCGAGAACCAGAUCCUGACACGUGACGCCAAGGGCAUCAGCCAGGAGGAGCUGUACGAGUACCGCGCCUCCUUCAACCACUUUGACAAGACCAGAGGAGGGGGUGAGAGGGGAGCCAAGCGAGACCACAGCGGGGCCCUGAUGGCUGAGGAGUUCAAGGCCUGUUUGAUCAGUCUGGGCUAUGACGUGGAGAACGACAAGCAGGGUGAUGCGGAGUUUGCGCGCAUCAUGGGCAUCGUGGACCCCAACAACACGGGCACCGUCACCUUCCAGGCCUUCAUCGACUUCAUGUCCCGCGAAACCACCGACACGGACACCGCCGACCAGGUCAUCGCUUCCUUCAAGAUCCUGGCCGCCGAUAAGAACUUCAUCACGGCGGAGGAGCUGAGGAGGGAGCUCCCCCCCGACCAGGCGGAGUACUGCAUCGCCAGAAUGGCCCCCUACACGGGGCCCGACGCCGUCCCCGGGGCCCUCGACUACAUGUCCUUCUCCACCGCCUUGUACGGAGAGAGCGACCUGUAGGGAGGCGGAGGUGGACAGAUGGGGAAUGGGUGGGGGUGGGGGUAGAUGGGGGAGGGGGGAAGAAAGUGAGGCGUCCUCUGCGCGUGCCAGUGUGGAAAAUGUUUGAGCGUGUUGAGUGAAGCCUAGCUAGUCUCGGCCCAGCGUUGUGACUUCCUUUUUGCCGGCAUCCCCGAGGAAACGUGGGUGGGGACAGCUGGGAGUUGCGAGGGCCGCUCUUUAACUUCACCCUCUCUGCCUUUUCUUUGGGGGGGGGGCAGGGUCACAAGCUAAUCUUGAUACUUACCCUAAAAUGUGUUUAUUUUAUUAUAAUUUUGUUCUUCUCGCAGGGGGAGGAGUCAGGUCUGGGGGGCGGGGUCUUACACGUUAACGGCCCAUGUUUGUGUAUUAGAUCCUAGAGUUAUAUGCUGAGGCGGGGGCAUGGAAAACAUAUUUACCCAUAAUUCCCUUCUUGCUGGAUAAGGUGACCAACUUUUUCUUUCCUCUCUUUUUCUUUUUCCUGCAGCGGGUGGAGGGUGGUGUCAGGGUGGGGGCGGAGCUUGUUUUCGGGGGGGGAGUGGUGCUUGACAUUGCCACUGUAAAUAUAUUUUUUCCCCCAGUGCGACGAAUGAUACUUAAAAGUAGAGAAAGUUUGAUUGUGUGCAGUUUCACCAGCGAGGAGCUUUGACUUUUUUUUUUUUAGGAGUCAAAUGACAGGUGACACCCAAUCGUGAGGCAGUAUUCUGAAAAUCCUGCAAGCGCUUAACUUAAUAGAUCCAUUCAAAGGUUGUCGACGUUCACGCUUGUUGCUUUUUGAUUGGCCGAAUGCACUUCCUGGUCUGGGUGGUUGCCAUGGUGACAGCGUUGUCGCGAAAUGAUGGAAGGGAUGAAGAGAACUGCGCUAGUUGGUGUCCUCGGCACCAUCCUCCCUCUUUCUCUCUUGCUCCACUUCCUCCUCAUCCUCAGCUGUCUUCAAAUGAAGGGAACGUACCACAGUGAGAGGUGUGGGGGGCGGCUUUACUUCCCAAAAUGUACAAAUAAAAUCGACAGAAAAGGAAAAUGGCGUUGAGAAAAAAAAUCUAUGCAAUAGAAACGAGAAAUUGAAUCAAACGUCUAAAUUGAUUUUUCCGGGAGGGGGGUGGGGGAGACUGGGGGGGAAGUAAGAUGGAAAAACAAAAAGACUCGGACCAAAAGCUUCUUUCUUUGGUUUUUCUUUCCUGUUUUUUUUCCCUCCGCCAGCUUGGAGAGAAAUGAACUCUGGAAAUUGUGAUUUUUCUUUUUUUGUACUCUUUAAUAAGGAACCUUAUCUGCUGUACUGGAAACUGCAAAGGCCUUCUGUCUAACGAUGAGUGACUUUCACAAAGCACACAUAAAAAGUUUCCUUACAAAAACA
Messenger RNA from Doryrhamphus excisus (bluestripe pipefish), 4358 nucleotides. NCBI's taxonomy places the organism in Eukaryota, Metazoa, Chordata, Actinopteri, Syngnathiformes, Syngnathidae. The record is from RefSeq and is a predicted model, not a curated record.